Messenger RNA from Falco peregrinus (peregrine falcon), 3766 nucleotides. It is a transcript of the gene ACSBG2, whose product is annotated as acyl-CoA synthetase bubblegum family member 2. The transcript is spliced from 15 exons. The record is from RefSeq and is a predicted model, not a curated record. Gene Ontology annotation, molecular function: long-chain fatty acid-CoA ligase activity. Gene Ontology annotation, cellular component: membrane; endoplasmic reticulum. NCBI's taxonomy places the organism in Eukaryota, Metazoa, Chordata, Aves, Falconiformes, Falconidae. The coding region runs from base 142 to 2355 and encodes 737 amino acids.
UUCCAAUUGCAAGGCAGACAGCACAUGACAUAAGAUGCUCCAGAUCUGCCUCCUGGGCGCUAGUUUAAAAAUAAAGGAUAUUACACAUCCUCCUCAGCGUUGGUGCGGAGCAGCUGCGGGAGGAGAGGACGCACAAAGGCGAUGCGUUGGACAAUGCUGUGUGAGUCAGAUGCGCGUACGGCACUUGCAGAACCAGUCCCUGCGGCUUAUUUUAAUUCGGAUCCUCAAGGGAACUGUGAGGUGUCACUGGAUGAUGUACUGCUCAACUCUUCAGCCAGAACCGUUGAGGUCCACAGUGCUGAGACAGUUGAAGAUACUAAGAUGGAGGGACAUCAGAUAGACACGCUUGGGUUCAAAGCCUCUUCACCUCCUACCUCCAGUGUGUGGACAACACGACGAGAUGGAGAAGUCAGGCUGAGGAUGGAUGAACAGGGCAUAGGCAGCCAGGCACCAAAGACUGUUCAUGAACUAUUCCAGGAAGCUGCUAGUAAAUACGGUGAUUAUUAUGCCCUUGCAUCCAAAAAGGGUGGCCAGUGGAUAAAACUAACAUAUAAGAUGUACUAUGAUGAGUGCUGGAAAGCAGCAAAAAGUUUUCUGAAGCUGGGACUAGAGCGUUUCCAUGGAGUGUGCAUUUUGGGAUUUAAUUCUGCAGAGUGGUUUAUUGCUGAUAUUGGAGCUAUCCUUGCAGGUGGAUUUGCUGUUGGUAUCUACACUACAAACUCUCCUGAGGCCUGUCAUUAUGUAGCAGAGAACUGCAGUGCUAACAUUGUGGUUGUGGAAAACCAUAAACAACUGCAGAAAAUCUUAGAAAUUCAGCAUGAACUACCUCAUCUGAAAGCUAUUAUCCAGUAUGGGGAAGAGCUAAAAGAGAAGAGACCAAAUCUGUACUCUUGGAGUGAGUUCAUGGACCUUGGCAAAGAUGUUCCAGAUACUCAGCUCCGUGAAAUCAUUGCGUCACAGAAGCCUAAUCAGUGCUGUACGCUAAUAUAUACCUCAGGGACCACCGGACAGCCAAAGGGAGUAAUGCUCAGCCAUGACAAUUUGACGUGGACGGCAUCGGCAGCAGGGCGCUUCAUAAUGCUGACAGAUGCUAAAGAAAAGCAAGAGCUGGUGGUUAGCUAUCUGCCCCUCAGUCAUAUUGCUGCACAGAUGUCAGAUAUUUGGUCGGCAAUGACAUUCGGUGUACAAGUCUUUUUUGCUCAGCCUGAUGCAUUAAAGGGCACCUUGGUGGACACCCUGCGGGAGGUGAGGCCAACCGCUUUUUUGGGAGUUCCUCGUGUCUGGGAAAAAAUGGAAGAAAAAAUGAAAUCCAUAGGUGCAAAAUCAUCAGCACUCAGGAGAAAAGUGGCAUCGUGGGCCAAGGGAGUCGGGCUGCAGACAAACCUGAAGCGGAUGAAUGGGUAUUCAGAAGUCCCGGUGAACUUCCGCCUUGCCAGGCACUUGGUGUACAAGAAAGUGCGAAAGGCCAUUGGGCUGGACCAGUGCACAAAGUGCUACACGGGGGCUGCUCCCAUUACCAGAGAGACACUGGAAUUUUUUUUAAGCCUGAACAUUCCCGUGUUUGAGCUAUAUGGCAUGAGCGAGAGCUCUGGACCUCACACAAUGUCUCUACCUCACGCAUUCAAGCUUACCAGCUGUGGAAAGGAAAUCACAGGCUGCCGGACACUGAUCCAUAAGCCAGAUAGAGAUGGCAACGGGGAGAUCUGCUUCUCAGGAAGGCACAUCUUCAUGGGCUACUUGAACAUGGAAGAAAAAACCAAAGAGGCAAUCGAUGAAGAUGGCUGGCUGCAUUCGGGUGACCUUGGCAAGCACGAUAAAGAUGGAUUCCUCUACAUCACUGGCAGAAUCAAAGAGCUCAUCAUCACUGCAGGAGGUGAGAACGUUCCUCCCGUUCCAAUUGAGGAUGCUGUAAAAGAUGCUGUUCCCAUCAUCAGCAAUGCAAUGUUGGUUGGAGACAAAGCAAAAUUCCUUGCUAUGCUUCUAACGCUAAAGUGCAACGUGGAUGUGGAAACCGGCGAGCCAGGAGAUGAUCUGACUGCGGAAGCUAUUGAAUACUGCCGGAAACUGGGCAGCAAGGCUACCAAAGUCUCCGAAAUUAUCAGCAGCAAAGACAAGGCUAUCUAUGCGGCUAUCCAGAAGGGAAUUUCAGCAGUCAACGAGGGAGCUGUCUCAAAUGCCCAGAAAGUCCAGAAGUGGGUCCUUCUGGAGAAGGAUUUUUCUGUCCUUGGUGGAGAGCUUGGCCCAACAAUGAAGCUGAAGAGACCAGUGGUGGCGCAGAAGUACAAAGACCAAAUCGCUCAGUUCUACGCAGAUGCGGAUAAACCUGCCGCCGCAGGGAACACCCUCCGGCAGUAGCCUGGAGGCACAUUGCCCCACUGGGAAGGAUCCCCUGGGUGCCCUUGAAAUAAAGGAGGCUGGGUCAGUGCACAGCCCUCCCGCAUCGCUUACCUGUGCAUUUCUUGGCCCUCGUACUGCAGCGUGUUGGGUGUGUUCGUGCCCAGUGUUCCCCCAUCUCUGUUCUACCGCUGAGGUACUCCUGAGUGUCUCUGCUUUGUAUUUUUUGUCCUGCCACUUUUAGAAGGGCAGUGCAAUGUUUACCUUCAGUCCAUAUUACAUGUUCUGUUUUAACCAAAGUUUCCUUUUCCUGAGCCAAAUGUAAAACAAUCGGGAACUGCCCUUUUCCUGCUGGGGGAGAAAUGCAGGUUUCUUUUUAUAGUGGUGUAUGUCCCUCCCUCCUGCUGCAUGUUUAACUGCAUGCUGAUGACAUUGGAAUUAUUUUAAGUCUCUUUACUCACUAUCUUCUGUCAAAGAUGACGUCAAAGAUGAUGAAUGCCACAUGCCUGCACACGCUGGCUAAGUGCGUAUGGGGAACCUCGUGUAUAUCAGAUUUGUCUGUGCAAUAUUUUGAGUCCUUUUUAUAUUUGAGUUAUAUGAAGCCAUAAAUUGUAUUGUUAAAAUAGUACAUGCGGCCCGUGUUCUGAGAAGCCUCUUAUAAAUAGUCCCUUGUGUGAGGCGCUGUAAAAACAUGUGUGAAAUCUGUCUGUAGUCUUAUAAUCAGAGAGGUGCUGGCGGGAGCAUCCUGGAACGGGGCGGGUGGCUGAGGCUUUGUGCCAUGGGGAAGCAACGGCAUUGGGGGCGCAGCCGCCCAGGGCCGGUGCUGUUGAAGGCCUGCCAGCAGCCACGCCAGGGACCGUGAAGGCCCUUCGCAUUGAAUUCAUCAAACGCAGGACACUGGCUCGCCGCAGUGGUUGCGCGAGGCAUAUUACAUCCUGCCCAGUUCUGCGAGGCUGGUUAAGCCCAAGAGGCAGUGAAGGAUUGCUUGUCAGUGGCUUAUUUUGAACUAGAAAUCACUGGCCAGAACCAAGUGGAACAGCCUCGCUCCUGGAUUCCAAGGAGUAUUUCUCACAGCCGCAGGAGGAGCAGGAGGCGAUGCCAGGUGAUGCACGCUGCCAUGCUGUGGGGGGCAGCUAUGCUACUAAGUAACACAAACGGCUCAAGUAUGGAGCUGCACCUCCGGCUCUACUUGCACCCCAGCCCGGCUGCGGUGGGUGUUAGCGGGACCUGGGGGGGUUAUGGGGGGGUUAAACCUGAACUUUGUCUUUGAUUGGGCUCGGUGAAAUUCCACAUGCACAUAUGCUGAUGGCACCCGCCUGGAAGUAACAUGCGAUUGUAACUGCUGCUGCUCUUGUGCAAUUCUCAGCUGUCUGCAUUUGCAGUGUCUCCAGCACUCCAAGGAAUGCCUAAUAAACUGCUGCUCCUGCCUGAA